Messenger RNA from Trifolium pratense (red clover), 930 nucleotides. RefSeq lists its product as uncharacterized. The transcript has 4 exons. Bases 1 to 930 code for a protein of 309 amino acids. The record is from RefSeq and is a predicted model, not a curated record. NCBI's taxonomy places the organism in Eukaryota, Viridiplantae, Streptophyta, Magnoliopsida, Fabales, Fabaceae.
AUGGCUAGUUUACGUGACAAAUUGUUGGGUCUUGAAUAUGUUUCUAAGCCUCAAUUCUCUAAUGACUGCUCAUUUAAUCUGGAGAGUCGUUUCCGGACUAUUAUUUCCCCUGACGAGGAGAGAAUUGACAUUUGUCCUACUUUUGUAAAAAACUUUGAAAGCAUCAUCGAUUUCUCAAGGCCUGUGUCAAUAAGAAACAGUAACCAUCGACAAGCAGAUGCCUUACUUAAAUGUAGGAAAGGAGUAUGGUAUUUGACCGGUGGCUUCAAAGUUGCUAACAUAUUUGGAUUUAAGAAACCUACAAAUGUUUUUCUGGAUUUUCAGUUUAAGGACAAUCAGUUUGUUAUGAUCCAAAAAAGAGGUGGCAAAACAAGUCCUGUUGUUAAGUCUGUUGGUGAUAAAACACCGGUAAUAAUUUUAUCUUCGGAUGAGGAUGAUGAUGAUCAUGAAGAUGACGAUGAUGAUGAUGAGGAUGACGAUCAUGAUGAGGACGAUGAUGAUGAUGAUGAUAAUGAGGAUGAGGAUGACAAUGAGGAUGACGAUGAUGAUAUGCUACAAUUCUUACAUGUUAGCAAAAAUAAUUCAAUGUAUGCUGAUGAGGACGAUCUGCUUCGUCACUAUAACUUUGAUAUUAAGAUCACAGAGUCAAUGGCAUAUACCAAGCAAGUUUUGCAUUUUCCGAACAAAACAUCAAAACAUGUUCUUCCGGCAAAACAGGACAACAUUUUGAUGAGGGAUGUCAGCUCAGGAAGAGUGAUUAGCUGCACAAUCAUCACUUCAAGUCGCUACAAAAAUGAAAGAUAUCUUGGUGACGGUUGGUAUCAAUUCAAGGAUGAGUUCAAAUUGAAUCCUGGAGAUGUUUUGAAGUGCUCAAUUGAGAACCCGCCGCAAUACAUGAAUGUGAUGAUUAUCCGUGCAGCUUCACCAUAG